GAAACAGCUGUAAAAACAGCCGUCUUCAUGGGAACAGUGCAGAGGAGGGAACACAUUCUGAUUAAUUAGCAGGCCUGAGUGGAAACCUGAGCUUGCACACAUAUUACAGGAAUCUGUGUGUAUGUGUGUGCUGAAGGCAGACAAGCCUUUUUUUUUUCUUCAUCAAAAAGAUUUGUAAUUUACCAGUUGAUCUGAGAAAGAUCUGGCUUACUACUUGUGCGGAAUAUCAUUUCGGGACAAACACUUAAUACAGAAAUUGAAGGAGCAAGAAACCAAAGAACAUGGGCACCUGCCCCAUCCGAUGUCAAUCCAACCUGACAAUCCUAGAAAAUCCACCUGAACCUCUAUCACCACCCCUCCAGGAGAGCAUUGUUGUAUCCCUCUGUAACUAUCCAUCUUUAGAGGGUACAGAAUUGACCAUGUGCAUUGGGGAACGACUCACCAUCAUAUCAGACGACGGUGAUUAUAUGUUGGUGAGAUCCACAACCACAGGCCGUGAGAGCUACGUUCCCACCAUCUACAUCGCCAAGGUGACACACAGGUGGCUGUUCACAGGCAUCAGCAGGUACAAAGCAGCGGAGCUGCUCAUGCAGCCUAAUAACCCGAGCGGAGCCUUCUUGAUUCGAGAGUCAGAGUCAAACAAAGAUUGUUACUCGCUGUCUGUCCUGAAGAGGGCCAACACUUCAUACUUGGACGGUGUAAAGCACUACCGAAUCCCUUGCCUUGCAAAUGGCUGGGUCUACAUAUCUCCAGGGAUUUCCUUCCCAUCCCUGCAUCACCUGGUGGAACACUAUUCAGAGUCUGCAAGUGGAUUGUGUUGUCGGCUGAUAGAGCCUUGCUUCAUCCAGGGUUUAGACGCUAGAGAAGCCAGGCCUUUACCCACAACUGUCAGAAGGCCUACCAUCAACUGGAAGGACAUUAGCAGGUCAGUGCUUUUCAAGAGGAAGAGAACAGAGUCAGACAACUCUCUGGUGAGCGAAGGGCUGAGGGAGGCCAUCACCUCCUACCUCCAAAUGACAGAGGGCAACGAUCACAGCUGGGACACUUGAGGAGAUGUAGUGGAUCAGUCUGACAAAAAGAAGUCAGAUAGAGGGAAGUCAGAUGCUGGCCUGUCCCAUCUCUAGUUUGGGCAAGCCAAUGGAUGAGGUCAUCGGCAUGCCCAAAUGUAGUCUUUGCAGACCGCCCUGGAGUUGCGGAAGGGCUAAGACACUACAAUGUAUGUUGUAACAAUAUACUGUAUGUCAGCAACAAGACUGUUUUUUGUGUGUUUAAAGAGGCACACAAGGUGUGAGCUGAAAAUUGCAAGUCUGUGAGACAUUUGUUCUCAACUGGUUUGAAAAGUUGAAUGUUUUUCUUAAUUUAAUAUGUGUUGUUGAAUGCAAUAUGAAAAUGCAAAUUCUAUUGUAAUAUGAUUGUUGUUUUUAUGGUUAAGAUAUUGGAAUCCAAUAAAAUAUGUUAGCUAUGUGAUA
Messenger RNA from Perca flavescens (yellow perch), 1469 nucleotides. It is a transcript of the gene sla2a, whose product is annotated as Src like adaptor 2a. Gene Ontology annotation, molecular function: protein binding. The record is from RefSeq and is a predicted model, not a curated record. Bases 282 to 1049 code for a protein of 255 amino acids. Lineage: Eukaryota; Metazoa; Chordata; Actinopteri; Perciformes; Percidae. The transcript is spliced from 8 exons.